Nezara viridula (southern green stink bug) is the source of this 725-nucleotide messenger RNA. NCBI's taxonomy places the organism in Eukaryota, Metazoa, Arthropoda, Insecta, Hemiptera, Pentatomidae. The record is from the annotation of a GenBank genome assembly.
CUGCUUUAUCGGUCAUGUCAAGCGGGCAGUCGUCAGAUGAACACAGGCAAGCUCAACAAAAAACAAUAGAUCCAUUGGAGGGGCAGCUGCAGGCAGAAGAGCCAAUGAUAGCAGAAAUCAAGCGACUCAGGGAGCGACUUGUCACGCUGGAGGCUGAAAAUGCUACCCUCAAUAUGAAAUUGAGCCAGCAGCAGUGGGAGGUAGAGCAUCGCCUCGCCGAAAUAGAAAUGCAGAUCUGCGGAGCAUCGUCAGCUGACAGCUCAGCAGAGGACAACGAGAGGAACAAGGAGAGCAUCAUUUAACAUAGAUGUCAUCCCAUGGUGUCUGUGUUCGCCUGAGCCAUUCCGGUUUUUAUAGAUUUUUCUUAAAACUUUAAAACUGAAAAGGACUCUUUAUGAGGCUAUUUACUGACACAUUACAGACACAAAAGUGCAAAUAUGUUUAGUACAGUUUUUGUGGAAAGUGACAAUUUGAAUAUUAUGGAUUAUGCAUGCCUAAAGUUGUUUGAAACUUAGAUCAAGGACAUUUAUAAAUGGGUUCGAUGUAAAUAGAUGAUACUAUUAUUAUUACUAAUUUUCCUUAAUCUAGACUUAUGGUCAGUUAUUUUCAUUUUUCAAUGAAAUUUAUAAAAUGCCAUUUAGGUUUGAAGAAAUAAAAAUGUUCUAGCCAAAUUUGAUUGUGAUAAAGAUAUAAUUUAUAUUUAUAAGAGGAACAAUGGUCCAUGG